AUGCAAAAAUUAUUGACUGUGUGCACUUGUUGCGAGCGUUUUAAUUGCUCUAGAGCCCGCCCUCCUUCGUUUCCUCUAUUCCUUCAUCAUGAAUAUUUUGCCCAAAAAGAGGUUAUCCUAUAUUCGGCCCUUCACUUAUAUGUUAGGUGGCAUGUCCGAACGAAAGAAAAUAUAGCCAGGGUUCGUCAGGAUGAAGCUAUUCAUUCUGAAAAACUUGAGCAAGAUCGGCUUAGAUCAUUACUUGCGGACCAAGAAGCCAGGACGGAUUACUUGCGCGUCAAUAGCACAAAGAAAAUUUUUGGCGCAGAUGAUGCUGGACUUGGCGGACUAAACUUAUUUAGAGAUGUUGAGGAAGGCCUUAACCGGAAGGUUUCAAAUGUCGACUUUGAAAAAGAAAAAAAGGAAGAAAAAGAAAAGAAAGAGAAAGCGAUUGGUCUAUUAACCUAUUUGGGUCAGAGUGUCCUGGAUUCAAAGGGUACUCACCCAUGGUGGCUCGAGUCAAAGAGUAAACUCAUUCCUGAGGCUAAGACUGAGCAUGAAAGAUUAAAAGCAGAAUUGGAGGCAAAGAAAAAGACGCUCGCCGAUCCUUUAACCUUAAUCGCACAUAUUGGAGAGAAAUUCGCUAGCAGACGUGAGGCUGUUAGAGCCAAGGAGGAGGCUGACGCAAGGCGCGCGUCGGCUCAUCUUACUGCCAGUAUGCCCUCUCUAUUUGCUGAUGACAUAAAUGUUCCUACUUCCAAACAGCAAGCCCAGCUUCCAUCGUCUGUGGCUAGCAUCUCAGACGAGUAUUUUCGACUCGAAAACCCGAAUAAUGCAGACGACAGUGAUUCAUCCAGCCAAAGAAGUUCUAAGAAACGACACAAAAAAAGCAAGAAACAUGAACAUAAAAAAGAGCAAUUGUCAGGGAAAAAAAGAACUCGAGAUGAAUUUUCAGGUGACAUUUUGUCUUGUCGCAAAAAAACUCGGCGAAAAAAAAAUCGAUCCAGCUCUGACUCUAGUGAGAGUAUAAAGGCAGCUCAGGUUACUGCUUAUCCCAUCGUUGCUACUGGACCAGACCUUACUAAUACAUGCAUAGAUAAUUCAUCCGAUGGUAGGGCUGACCAGCAACUAAAUGCCCUCGAUCGAAUGCGCUCCGAGAGAUUGGCUCGAGAGCGCCGCGAACGCGAGCGCGCUGCUCUCGUUAUGUCCCGAGCCAUGGGUUUGACAGAGAUAUUAGAAGCACAAGCUGCUCGUGAGGCUGCUGCCAGUGCCUCAUUACCAGAUGAGCGAAGUCUUCCCUUUAAUUCGGCCUUCAAUCCAGACCUUGCAGCUUCGGCAGCAGAACGACGUCAGAGAGAGCGUGAUCUCAGGCGUAGUCGUCAAAUAUAG
Molecule: messenger RNA, 1368 nt
Organism: Protopolystoma xenopodis
Lineage: Eukaryota; Metazoa; Platyhelminthes; Monogenea; Polystomatidea; Polystomatidae
Source: the annotation of a GenBank genome assembly